UUUCCCUGGUGACGGUUGCCGGGGCAGCGCGCGCAGCGUCCCGAAGGGGUGGCGGAGCCGCGAAGAGCCUAGACAGUGAAAGUUGAGAGACCGCAGGCAAGAAUGGCAACGGAUGAAGGCUCACAGGACACUUUGCGGCUCCAGUUCAAGGCAAUGCAGGAGAUGCAACAAAAAAGGUUACAGAAACAAAUGGAGAAGAAGAAGGAAAAGGAACUGAGCCUCAAAAGUAGAAGUGAUGACCAAAAAGAGUCCUUGGAGGUCUCAGAUGACUUCAGCCCUUUCCAAGCAGGGGAACAAAAUGCAAAAAACAGCUUUGAGCAGAGGGUGCUUGAAGACGAGAUUGAACAGCUUCAAGAUGAACUCAGGGAAACAGUCGAUGAGAAUGGGCGAUUGUAUAAGCUGCUGAAAGAAAGGGACUUUGAAAUCAAACACCUAAAAAAGAAAAUAGAAGAGGACAGAUUUGUCUUCACAGGGACAGCCGGUAUGGCUGGAGAUAUGGUUGCCACUAAAAUUGUUGAGCUGUCCAAAAAGAACCGGGUGCUGAUGGCAGAAUCAGAGGGUGCAAAAACCAAAGUGAAACAGCUGACCAAUCGCAUCCAAGAGCUGGAGCUGGAGCUGCAGACAACCCUGGCCAGGCUGCCGGCCAAGGGGGCCACCGAUACAGGAGCCAAGCCACUGAGGACCCAGACGGGAGACAGAGCCUUGCUGGAGACCCCAGAGGUGAAGGCCUUGCAGGACAAGCUGGCGGCCACGAACUUGAAGAUGAGUGACCUCCGCAACCAGAUCCAGACUGUGAAGCAGGAGCUGCGGAUGGCCCAGAAGGUCUUGGCCAGUGAGGUUGGGGAAGACGUCAAUGUCCAGCAGCUCCUGUCCUCACCAGGCACCUGGAGGGGUCGAGCACAACAAAUUCUCGUUUUGCAGAGCAAGGUUCGAGAGCUUGAGAAGCAAUUGGGCCAGACCCGGAGCCAGUCUGUGGGAACAGCCAGUGAUGAGUUGUCCAUCCAUCCAGACCCAAGGAAGCUGUCAGCACAGGAGAAACACCUGCUGAGGAUCCGCAGCCUGGAAAGGGAGAGACAGGAAGGCUGGGAGAAACUUGCCAGUGAGCGGGAUGCCCUACAGAGAGAGGUCGAAGAGCUAAAAAAGAAGUUCGAGGGCGUGAGGUCUCGGAACAGGGUCCUGUCAAGUGAGGUGAAGACCCUUAAGAGUCAGAUGGGAACCCUGGUGGAGAAAGGCAGGCAUGACGACGAGCUCAUCGACGCCCUCAUGGACCAGCUGAAGCAGCUGCAGGAGAUCCUGGGCAGCCUGAGCCUGCAGGAGGAAAGGACGCGUGCAUCCCAGCACCACCUGGACCAACAGCUCAACAGCGAGGCUCAGCAGAGCAGCAGCCUUGUUGCCCAGCUGCGGGCCAUGGUGGCUGAGCGGGAGGCCAAGGUGCGGCAGCUAGAGAUGGAGAUUGGACAACUCAGUGUGCAGUAUCUCCGGAAUAAAGGAGUGGGUGAGGGGUCCACUGAUCCUGAGGUCAGCCCCACCUACACCCAGUUCCUGGAGGACCCGGGCCUGACCAAGUCCCCGGCCUCAGCAGGCGAGCACGGGGGCAGGCUUGGAUCUUCUCGCUCCAUGACCAGCCUGGGCCACACACUGGUGGAAUCUGCUCUCACAAGGCCGUCCCUGCCCAGUCCCCACAGGACUUCUCCCAGGUUCUCGGACUCCCCAGAACAGAAAGGCUGGCAGGCACAAAUGACAGAAAUCAAAGCCCUCUGGCAGGCUACCGAGGUGGAGCGUGACCGGCUAACUGAGUUUGUCACUGUCCUGCAGAAACGGGUGGAGGAAAGCAACAACAAGCUUCUGGAGUCAGAGAGGAAGCUGCAGGAGGAGCGACAUCGUGCCGUGGUGCUGGAGCAACAUCUGGAGAAAAUGCGCCUGGAGCCUGGGAGGACGCCGGCCUCACAGAGAGCAGCCCUCAGGAACACAACAGGUCUGCCUACCUCUAACCCCAAGCACAACCCGACCACAAACGAGAAGAAGGACCCAUCCUUUGCCCAGCUCUCCGAUGUGCCUGUGGAGUCCCAGAUGGAGGAACUGACCACCAGGCUGGCCAUUCAGGUGGAGGAGAAUGAAAUGCUAAAGACUGCCUUGGACAGUGCCCUGCGGGGAAAGGAGGAAGACUUCCGGAUAUACCACGAGACCCUGGGCCAGGUGAAGGGGGUCUUCCUGCAGGCCCUGCGGCAACAGAAGGUGGACAAGCAAUCGGCCGGGCGGGGCAGCUUCAGGAAAAGCCACCUGGGCUCCUGGGACCCUUUCUGCCCAGUCCCUUCCUCAGGAAAUGGGGCCUAUGCAGGGACCUGGUGCCGGCUCUGCUCCUCACCCUCACUCAGGGAGCCACCAGCCCUGCAUGGGUACACAGGUCUAGAGCUCCCACAGCAAGGAUCCUCCCUGCGGCUCCCUGCGGCCAGCAGCUCUGCAGCACUCGGCUCCGCUCCACUCCGCUCAGCUCUGCUCCAGGAAGGCCACCUCCUCUUCUCCCUCCUCCUCCUGCUGUCACCACUCACCGCUCAUAGCCUCGAGGGGGACCAGGGGAAAGAGGGCACCCCUGUGGCCACCAGCCAGCCCAGGGCCGGGGGUCUAUCAGGAGAGGCCCCGGCUGGUGGCCAGCUCCUCUCAGAGGCCUUGCUGGGGACACCCCGCACCGGCCAUAGGAAGCUAAAAUUGGAAAGUGGCGAGUGGGAGGCAGCUGACAAAGCUAUUUCGCGGGCUCUUCACCAUGCUCCGGUUUCAAGCUCCUGCUCCAUUAACCUGAUCCCCAGGGCCUCCCUCCCCCCACCCAGCUGA
Molecule: messenger RNA, 2829 nt
Organism: Carlito syrichta (Philippine tarsier)
Lineage: Eukaryota; Metazoa; Chordata; Mammalia; Primates; Tarsiidae
Gene: CCDC13
Product: coiled-coil domain containing 13
Exons: 19
Coding region: 103-2829 (908 amino acids)
Biological process (GO): cytoplasmic microtubule organization; non-motile cilium assembly
Cellular component (GO): centriolar satellite
Source: RefSeq, a predicted model, not a curated record